Camellia sinensis is the source of this 1140-nucleotide messenger RNA. The record is from RefSeq and is a predicted model, not a curated record. NCBI's taxonomy places the organism in Eukaryota, Viridiplantae, Streptophyta, Magnoliopsida, Ericales, Theaceae.
AUGGAUAAAAGUUGGAUAAAUCAGCAUAGGUUGCACCCGGAAUACAUACAAGGGGUUAAGGAAUUUAUUAAAUUUGCAUACGAAAAUAAGCCGUUGUUGAAUGAAGUCACAUGCCCAUGUAAACGGUGUCGUAAUGUCAAAUUGGUGGAGAAAGGCCUGUUAGGGGAACAUUUAAUGAUCAACGGGUUUCUUCCAAGUUACACCAGUUGGAUUUUUCAUGGGGAGAAUUUGUCAUCGCCUGUGCCACACAAUGUGAAUGUCGGGCAAACUGAUUCGAACGAUGGUGAUGAAACUUAUGAAAUGCUAUACGAAGGAUUUGGACUUCCUCCACCAAGCUUUAUUCACGAGGCAGCAAGUUCUGGUAUUAAACAAGGUCCAGAUGAGAAAACCGAAAAAUUCUUCAAUUUAUUGAAAGAGGCCGAAAGAGAGUUGUAUCCUGAGUGUCAGAAGUUUUCAACGCUCUCAUUUAUUGUUCGGUUAUUGCACAUCAAGUGCCUUAGUGGAUGGAGUGACAAGUCUUUCACGAUGUUGCUUGAGCUUUUGAAGGAUUCGUUCCCAAAGGGUGAAACUUUGCCAAAGUCAUUUUAUGCAACAAGGAAACUUAUUAGGGACUUGGGCCUCGAUUAUCAUAAGGUACAUGCAUGCCCAAGGGAUUGUUCACCAUAUUGGAAGGAAACAGCUGGUAUGGAUGAUUGCAUAGUGUGUCAUAUGCCUAGAUACAAACAGUUUGAGGGGGAGGAGAAUGAUGUUAAGAAGAAGCAACAAAGAAUUCCGCAUAAGAUUGUUAGAUACUUUCCAUUGAUUCCAAGGCUUCAAAGAUUGUUUAUGCCAUCCAAAACAUCUUCUUUAAUGAGAUGGCAUGUAGAGGGCCGAAUUGAUGACGGCAAAAUGAGACAUCCUGCUGACUCUCCAGUUUGGAAAAAUGUUGAUAAUUUGUAUCCCAAGUUUGCGAGUGAGCCACGCAAUGUCAGACUGGGUUUAGCAGCGGAUGGAUUCAAUCCAUUCAAGGCAAUGAAUGUCUCUCAUAGCAGUUGGCCAGUUAUUAUAAUGCCAUACAAUUUGCCACCAUGGUUGUGCAUGAAGCAGCCUCAUAUGAUGAUGACAUUGCUCAUCGAUGGUCCUUCUUCACCUGCCCCAUAA